AGCUAGGCAGUCUUGACGAAAAGUGAAGAAGGAGACAGCCCAUGAAGAAAAUGACAACCUUCAACAAAAAUCAACCUUUGGUAACUUUUGCUGCUUUAUCAGAUCUACAAUAUGGCAAUUUUGAUGAUGGAUACAAUUUUCAAAAAACUAAAAAAAGAUAUUACAGAAAUUCUUUGGAAAUACAAAAGAAGGCUGUUAAACAAUGGAAAGAAAUGAGUCCAGAAGUAGAAUUUAUUGUUCAUUUAGGUGAUAUAAUUGAUGGAUUUAACAAACGUCAUGGAAUAUCACAAUCAUCUUUGGACUGGGUGAUAAAAACAUUUGAGAAAUUUAGAGUUUAUCAUUUGAUUGGUAAUCAUGAACUCUAUAACUUUACACGUACUGAACUUAUCAACACUCCACUGUAUUCAGCUGGUUUGAAAGAGUGUCAAGAUUUUUCAUCUCCUAAUACCUCAUUUUAUUAUACCUUUCUACCACAUGCAUGCUUUCGAAUCAUUGUUCUGGAUUCCUAUGAUAUAUCAGUUAUUGGCUGGCCAGAGUCCAGUGAAAAACAUCAGCUAGGGUUGAGGUAUCUAGAUAAUAAUGUUAAUGAUGAUAAAAAUUCACCUGGUAAUAUGACUGGGUUAGAUAGAAGAUUUGUAAAGUUUAAUGGUGGUGUAAGUGACGACCAGUUACAAUGGUUAGAGAAGAUUUUAAAACAUAGUCAAGAUAAGAGAGAAAACAUACUGGUAAUAGGUCAUCUUCCUAUCUUGUCAACACCAAUAGAUACUAUGAAUUUACUUUGGAACUAUGAUGAAGUUUUAAACAUUCUUCACCAAUAUUCCUGUGUUAUAGCUUACUUCUCAGGACAUGAUCAUGAUGGAGGAUUUGGUAUAGAUGAUCAUAACAUACCACAUUUAACAUUUCCUGCUAUCUUAGAAUGUCCACCAGAUAGUGUUCCACCACUAGCUACACUUAAACUAUAUACAGAUACAUUACAGUUGACAGGACAAGGACAAAUAAAAGAUAUGAAUUUCAAAUUAACUUUCCCUAUAGAAUCUUGAUUUUAGUACAUGUAUGCAUAUAGUUAUUGUGAUUUAUGACAUUCCAACCUCAUUUGAAAAUGAUUUUAAUUGUCAUCCUCUUUCUGUUUAAUAAAUGACACACUAAUUGGGAUUUUUUUUCUAUGUAUGUCAUAUAUGCUUUAUAGUUAUCCAUAUAUGAUUUACUAUAAAACUGCAAUGCAUGGAAAGGAUGUUGUUCAUAGACCUUCAUCUUGAAAUAGAUUUUUAAUUUUUAUUACGAAUGAAUAGAAACUAGUCAAUGUCAUGUAUUAUCAUCAAAACAAAUGAAAUUCAAAUCUAGGUCAUCUUCCAUUGUAGAAAGACAAUCUUUUACAUUUAAUUUACUCUCCUGUCUUAUUCUAUCUUGUUCCUGCUUUAAUUCUUUUCUUUUCUGUUUUUUGACAUCUUUAUGUUGUUGUUUAUCUGGUGCUGUGACCAUUUCUUUCAAAUUCUCAUAAAAUCUGGAAAAAAAGUUGAAUAUUUACUGGUAUAUUUAAUUUUGAGAUUUUAAGCAUUUGUAAUUAUAUUUUGUCCAUUUAAAUUUUCUAAACAAUAAAAUGAUUUUCAUAUG
This is a messenger RNA of Lottia gigantea (owl limpet), 1611 nucleotides long. RefSeq lists its product as hypothetical. The record is from RefSeq and is a predicted model, not a curated record. Lineage: Eukaryota; Metazoa; Mollusca; Gastropoda; Lottiidae. The transcript has 3 exons. Gene Ontology annotation, molecular function: 2',3'-cyclic-nucleotide 2'-phosphodiesterase activity; manganese ion binding; ADP-ribose diphosphatase activity. Bases 51 to 1040 code for a protein of 329 amino acids.